CCGCCAAAUGCACACCGGUUUUUAAUAACCGGUGCGAAAAAAAAUUGUCAAGAUUGAGGGAAAGAGUUUUCGCACCGGCUCUAAUCAAAUCAGUGCGAAAAGUUUGUUUUUCCCACCGGUUCUUACAAAACCGGUGGGAAAAGUGAGUAAAUCGCACCGGUUCGGUUCGAACCGGUUCGAAAUCUAUUGUUAAAUAUAAAAAAAAAACGGUCAAUCUUCUUUCUUUCUCUUUCAUUUCCUCGAUAUUUCCUCCUCUCUCAUCUGGCUCUCUCUCCUCCAUUGAAGGGUACUCGAAAUUCUCCAUUAAAGGGGCUUCUGAGCUUUCUCUCAGUACUUUCCUCAAACUCCUUCUCUCUCCUUCGAUCUCCUUCUCCAUAACUGUCAAUUUCCCUUUCCUUUCUUCUUUCUUUCGAUCUCCUUCUCCUUCUCUGUCCGAAAUAGGCUCAAAUCGAACAUGUUCGUAUUCUCUGCUCCUUCAAUGUUCCUUAACGUCUCCUGAAUACUGCGAAUACUCUUCAUGGUGGGAGUUGAGAAGGCGUGUCCUUGUGGAUUGGGGAGUUGUUUGGUUCUUACUGCUAAUACGGAGCGUAAUCGCGGUCGGAAGUUUUUUGGUUGCCCUAAUCGUCAGGUUUGUGAGUUUAUUUCUAAUUAGGGAUUUUGAUUUUGUGAGUUUAUCUUCUUUUAUAUAAUUUAUUUACAUUCAAUAAAUAUGAAAAUAUUCCAUUAUUUAAUUUUUGUGGGCAUUUGAUUGUUAAAGUUAUCUGUUCUUGUAAAUUGUUUAAUAAUUAUUUUCUGCAUUUGAAGUACACAACAAUGAUUUAUACAGUUCAUAUGUUUUGGGUUUUUGUUAUUUUAUUUUUAUUUUUUUAUUUGAGGGGAAUGGUACAAUUUAAACGGUCAUGAUAGAUUAAGGUGCAUGAAGAUACUAAGUACUGAUUAAAUCUUCCUUUAAUAAACUAAUUGGAACUGAAAUUCUAAAUAUGACCUAAAUUAUUACAUUUUUCUGUAAUUUUUCUGUAAUUUUUUUGUCUAAAAGGGUCAUGAUAGACAAAUUAUUAAAUUUUAGCAUGACUUUAGCUUUAGCUAGCUCAUUAUGUGAUUGUUUGUAUUGCUUAUAUUUGUAGGAAUGAAUCUCAGAUGCAUUGCUGUCUUUGAUUUGGUUAGUCGGCGUAGGAUCAAAUUUAUGAAAUUGUCGUAUGCCUAUUUUGGGGAACCUGAUUGUCCUGAUAUUGUUCAUACUGCUUUUAGUUUGUGUCGUACGAAGGAUCGCUUGUGUGCUUGGGCUUAUUAUAAUGGUGGAUAUGUAGUUGAUAUGUGGAUGUUGAAAGAAUAUGAUGUGUGGGAAUCAUGGACCAGGUUGUUUUGUGGUGAUAUGAGAUGUGAAUAUUGGAAUUUUUUUGGACUUACCAAGGCUAGAGAGGUUAUGAUGUUCCAUUUUAAUUGGCUAGUACUUAUUGACUUCAGCCGAGUUCCACUUGAAUCGAGGUCUGUUUGUUUUGGACACCAAGUGACAGCUUUGAAUUAUGUAAUGGGUGUAAGAGCUCAGAUACCAUAUUGUCGAAGGAAAAUCGACUCUUCUUCCUCAGAUGUGAACAGAAAUAGAGAAAAUCGAUUUAUAAAUGAUGGAUUUAGGAGGGAGUUAGCAGGAUUGACGAUAUAGUGAUUUAAAAUGCAAAACACGUGGCUUAUAGGUGCUGUAAUACAGAAGUUCAUAGAUGAACUUUUAAUCAAGUAGACAAAUUAUUAUUCAUUCAGAUUGGACCAUCAGAUCACAUGUUCUUACAAAGCAAGGAGUUCUAACAUGGGUUUACAAAGCAAAGCAAGCAGUAGCAGAAUAGCAAUAGCAGAACAGCAAGCAGAACACAAAGUAGCAGAAGCAGAACAAUAGUAGCAGAAGCAGUAGCAGAAGCAGAACAGCAGUAGUUAUGAUAUCUUGGCUGUGAUAGUUCUUGGAGUUAUCGGAGGUGUUCUGGGCAGCUUUUAUAAUUAUCUUUUUGACAUGCACUAUCGUUCACAACGUUGUAGCACCAGGCCUAGCAAAACAGCUAUAUGUUUUUUUUUCAGUUUUUAAAGUGUAAUAUACAAGUUAUUGAACAAAAUAUAUAUGUUUUAUGUA
Molecule: messenger RNA, 2116 nt
Organism: Chenopodium quinoa (quinoa)
Lineage: Eukaryota; Viridiplantae; Streptophyta; Magnoliopsida; Caryophyllales; Amaranthaceae
Exons: 4
Coding region: 1127-1660 (177 amino acids)
Molecular function (GO): zinc ion binding
Source: RefSeq, a predicted model, not a curated record